Molecule: messenger RNA, 8900 nt
Organism: Amblyraja radiata (thorny skate)
Lineage: Eukaryota; Metazoa; Chordata; Chondrichthyes; Rajiformes; Rajidae
Gene: c2cd3
Product: C2 domain containing 3 centriole elongation regulator
Exons: 33
Coding region: 267-7367 (2366 amino acids)
Biological process (GO): cilium assembly; centriole elongation; protein localization to centrosome
Cellular component (GO): microtubule organizing center; centriolar satellite; centriole
Source: RefSeq, a predicted model, not a curated record
CGUUGUCCUAUUGGACGCUCGUUGCUGGGCCUCCGUCAUCCUCUGGAAACCCGCGCGCGGCUGGCGGGCUGGCAGGCGGCGCGUUUGAAAGCCGAGUCCGUUGCCCGGGAGCGCGUUUUGUAAACAGAUCGCUGGCGGCUGUUGGUCCUCCGCUGUCCCGGCGUGCCGAGCGGCCACCGUCCUUCCGCAACCGACCCGGAGUGCGCGGGCAACCAGGUUCAAACUAUUCCAAUGAUCGACAUGCACUGGAAAACCACGGAGCAACAAUGAAAACCAAGAAACCAAAAACUGCAAAACUGGGAAAGAAAAAGAAGCGAAUAAGUGACGUCAUACCAUCUACAAGUCUGCCACCGCUUGUUGACGGUCAGAUUCGAUGUUUUCUAAGGAUAACGGUCAGUAAAAUCCUGUGGAUCAUUCUCAAACCACCAGUAGCCCCUCUUGUUAGACUGCGCUGGUGGGGUGAAACUUCCAAUGGCACUUUGUUUCACCCAAGAGAUUCUUCGCAUUCUGAACCAAAAUCUGUGAAAACUACUGCUCGAUAUGCUGUUCGCUGUGGACCAAGACAGUUCACUUCUUACCUUGCAGAUAUGGGAGUGCUGGUAUUGGAAGUGUUGACAAAGGCUGACCAUCUUCCCAUUGGUCGAGUUCAAAUAAAUGGAAUUUCACAACUAUCAUCCACGUAUGAAAUUAGUGGAUUUUUCACAAUGAUUUCACCUACCUCGGAGAAACUUGGAGAACUACAGGUUUCACUUGCUGUGGAGUCGCUGACUGACACAUGUGAUAGUGGCAGUUCUAAUCCAACUACUGACACAAGUAUGGAUGGUGGAAUCACAGUUCAAAGUCCUGUCAUGGCGCAUACUUCAAGAGCAGGAUCUUUAGAAAAUCUCGUUGAACUUUCUGCUCCUCGCAAAUCAUCCUUAACCAGCUUAAGUGGAAAGGAGUCCCUGUCAAGUAGUGCUUCUAAUACUCCAAGAGGAAGAGAUCAUUUGUACUUCCAGGAAAAUGCAAGAAGUUCCACAAAGACUGGUACAUCUGAAGCUAAGGAACUGCUGAACACGGCUCCUUUGGCCUCUGCUGUGACAUUUGCCACUGGCAGCAAGAGGACAGAUAAACAUGUACUGUCAUCAAAGAGCCAGAGUACUAAAAAUCUGAUUUCGGUUCUAUUAGACCGAGGUAGCAAAUUGCGAAAUGCGAUGGUGGUUUCGGCAAUGAAAACUGUUCCUGAUGGUGUAUCCGGAUUAAUGGAUGUUCCUUCCUCACCUCAAUGUCAUCCUAUGGAUGUACCACAAUCAAAAAUACAUCAAUCUCCUUCGGGAAAACUCUUUCAUAAUUUGCCCGAAUCUGAAGAAAUGUUACCAUCUAGAGAUUUUUUACUGCCUUCUCCUGAAUACUCAUUUAAAGAACGUUAUCCCAACACUGAGGCCACAGCUAUCAAUUUACUUCUUGGGAGUACUGACUCUAUACCUCUCCAUUACUGGCAUGGCACACACUCCCCUCCAGAGUCUUUAUCUGGUGGAAGUAGUAUUCUUGAUGCAAGCGAAUUAAACGAUCCUCAUUAUGACAAGAGCCUGCUGGAAAAUCUCUUCUACAAGGAUCCUAAUUAUGAAAGUAGCAUAAGUGAUUUUACUAGUGAAGAUGAGGAAUUGGAUACUUCAAAGAAAAAACUGAAGACGAAGUCAUGUUACAAACCUGAUGACCAUAACCAGCAUAAAACUGCUAGUAGAAUAGAUUUAAAUCAAAACAAAGCACAAAAGAUUAUCAGUCAACACCCUAUGCAAGAAGGUUCUGUACUGAGUAAAGAACAAGAGAUACCUGCUGUUGAGUUGAAUGUAAAUAGACUUGCCCUACUUGAACGCAUUUGUUUGGCCCGCGUUAUAAUUGAAACAUUAAAGCUUCCUCCGGAUAGCACUCGCGCAAUGCCAAAAGGAAAAGGCAGCAGAGGAAAGCCACCUCGACCUGUUUCAGGAAGGAAAUGCACUUAUAUUGUUGAGUACAAUCUUCCUGUGUCCACAUCUUCAAAGAGUGGAGUGCAAGAGCUGUACAUGGGAUCUGAGAUUACACGGGUAGCUUCCAGCAAAGUUAUAAAUGAAGUGGUACAAUUCCAGCAGCGGCUUGUUUUUCCUGUUUGCUUUGAUGGUUUGAUGAUAGAGCAUUGGUGGAACUCCAAUCUUGUGUUUAGCAUUUACUCCAAAAAGAUGACACAGAAAAAGCCAAUUUUGAUUGGUACAGCAAGUCUUGCGCUUCGAACCAUCAUUCAAUCAGAUUUAUUAAGUAUAACCAGUGAAUUACCCGUCAAUAUGAUGUGUGACAAGAAGGAAAAGCAGCAACCGAUUGGUCCUUUAAAGAUAUCCGUGGAUCUGGCUUCUGACAACAAAGAUUUCACAAGUGCUAAUUCCAGAUUAGCUCCUUCUCCAAAGACUACUUAUGCUGUUUCUAGCCCAGGACCAAAGUUUCCAUCAGAUCACAACAUUGUUGAUUUAUGCCCAGUGGACCCACAUUUUGGUGAUCUGCAGGCUGGUGAAGUAUUAGAAAAAGGAAAUACUGAAACUCAGGUGAAACAAAGUCAUACAAAGGAUGGCUCUAGAACUUGCAAUGCAAACCAUCACCAUCUUCCCUCUGUAGCUGCAGCACAAAGUUUAAUGGAGCAGUUUAAUUCUUCAAUAGAGGAAGAAGGUUUCUUACUCCAUGUUCUUCUGAUGGUACCUGAUGGAAAAGACUUUACGAUGGGAGAUGGCUGUGUCCAAAAACAAUGGAAUAUAUACCUAAAAUGUAAGCUUUUCAGCACCGACGAGGCCACCAGAUCUCCAGUUAGCUGGAGCACAACUCGACCAGUUUUUAACUUUUCACUGGUAGCUCCGAUCACACUGACUCCAACACUACUAGAGAGGAUGAAGAAUAAUAUGAUGAUUAUAGAGAUCUGGAAUAAAGCAAUGACCUCAGGACAAGAGAAUCUACUUGGGCUUGUGAAAUUACCACUUCAUCAAUUUUACUUAUCAUUUAGGGAUCCCAAGAUUUCUCAUUUACUGCUCCAAGCUCAAUAUCCCGUGGUUGCUGUGGACAGCUACAUGCCAAUGAUGGAUGUUUUCACAGGGAAUCAAAGGGGUAGCCUUCGAGUUCUAUUAGCUAUCGGAGGAGCAGACCAAAUAGCAGCACUUCAGAAAUUAAAAAGUGACGAGGAGGUAUCUAUCGCCGGUUUCCAGAGAACACCACAUUUCUUGGAUGCAGGGCCAUCGAUUCUAUCAAAGUCCAAUAGAGGGGAGACUGAGCCAUUGAUGGAACACACUUUUGAGAUGAAUGUGAUAAAACUUAAAGGAUUGACUCCCUUGCAGUCUACUGUUUGGGGAGAGGCAGACUGCUAUGUACAAUAUCAUUUCCCAACUCACGAUGCAAAUAUCAUAUCUGAGGCAUUGCCAGUGGAACCUGGUAUCAUCUUGAAGUCGUUUCGCACUGCAACUACAUUGUGUGUUCCAGAUCCUGUAUUUAAUCACUGUCAAAGUCACUUGCUUCUGAUCCCAAUGGAUCUUCCAGUGCAGAGAAUACUAUUGGAUGUCUGCUCAACACAAAGACUUGAAGGAGGUGGUGGCAUUCAAUUUGAGGUUUGGUGUAGGUAUUAUUACCCUAAUGUUAGAGAUCAGGUUGUUGCCAGAGGUAUCCUCCCUUUGUCCAAGCUAUGUGGCAUGGUGACAAUGCAACAUCACAAGGAAGUUGGAGUUCAGAUCUUUUGUGUUCCCCUGAUACCAAGGACAAUAAAUGUUGAAAAGCAUCUUCCGCAUUCUACUGGCUUAUUGGAUAUUAGUGUAAAAUACAGAUGUUCUGUAAAAGCAACUAAGGAUGGCAGAGAAGGGGUCAUAUCAUCUCGUGCAGUGACUCUUUCAGUACAGUUGCUCCGAGCUUCAGGUUUACAAGCUGCAACAAGGGCUGUCGCAGAAAUUAACCAUUUGUUACAUUACCAAUCUGAAGUCGGUGUGAACACGUAUGUUACAAUUCAUAUUUCCUUUCUUCUGGGAAAUGAAAAGCGGCGCACGAAAGUUGUGGCCCGUACAUUCUGCCCAGAGUUUGACCAUUAUUCUGAGUUUCCAUGUAAUCUUAUAAUUCAGAAAUCCAAUGGAGAGAGUUUCAGUUUGGCUGAACUACUAGAUUCAUCAGAAGCAGUGUUUACCAUCUAUCAUCAGUCUAAUAAAGCAGCUAAGCCAAAUACAAUUUUAAUUGGUUCAUCAAGAGACAUUGAAUUGGGAAGUGUACGGAUUCCUCUGGCAGAUCUUCUGACCAAGCGAACAGGUAUCUCUGGAUGGUAUGCAGUGAACCUUCCAGAGGUAGUUGCUUCUAAUCAAUCCAUUGGCGCUCCGCUGAAUGUGGGUGGUGGACUCGAGCUUUCAAUCCAAUUUGCACAUCCCAGCGAUAGAGAGCGUGUUACGAUGGCUGCAGAGGCAUUGGAGUGGAAGACUGGAAUGAGCAGAGAUGAAGCUGACAACUGGGAAACCGUAGAGAGCAACAUGUCACUAUCAAUAGCUGUACCACGAAUAUGGCUCCCACUGCACUGUGUACUAUUGGCUGGACAUGCACAUCUGGAUAAAUAUACUUCCUGCUAUCUACGUUACAAAUUCUAUGAUAGAGAGGCUGUUUGUACAUAUCUUCAAAAGCCAAUUCUUACUGACAUCGAAAACCAUGUAACUGUGAGCUUUGCCCAGGCAAAUACCAUAUUUUUGAAAAGAACCCAAUCAUUGCUUUGGUACCUAAAAGAAGAAAGACUAGAAGUUCAGGUGUGGAUGGCAUAUGGAAAAGACAAGGUUCAGAGACCCCAUGAUACGGAUCGGCUGAUUGGAUAUUCAUUCAUAGAUCUAUCAAAAUUGACAGCGAAAUCUUCAAGAAAGAUUACAGUUAGUGGUAUUUAUCCACUUUUUAAACGAGGUGCUUCUGACCUAUCAGGUGCAGCUCUGAGGUUCCAUAUCACACUUGUACCGAAUGAUCUUCCAUCAUCCAACACUAAAUAUACUUCUGAGAGAAUAAGCUAUUCAGAUGAUGACCAUGAUUAUGAAUGCGGUGCCAAGGAAGAUGUUCCGCUCAUUAAUGAAACAGAACAAGAAGUAAGAGAAGUGCAAAUUAAUGAUGAAUUGCCCACAGACUCUAACAUUGAAUGCAAUAAAGUGGCUAAUGAGGUUCCUGGGAUGGACCUGGCAUACACAUUUGCAGUGAAUGUUGUAGUGGAGAGAGCUAUGCAUCUAAGCUUGAAAGGAUGUCCCUUGACAGAACAAACUGGUGUUAAACCAAGUUGCUAUGUAUCAUAUUCUACACCAGCCAGUCCAACUCCUAUAAGAACCCAACUGAUAGAAAAUGCCUGCAGUCCUAUUUGGGAACAUCAACAGCAAACGAGGCUACCCAAAGAGUUGCUACUGGAUCCACAGCAAACACUCGUUUUCAAAGUGUGGCAUAAAGCAGAUAUUGAUCGGGUUAUAGGAUUUGCAUCCGUGGAUCUUUCACCUUUAUUAUCUGGAUUUAUGUCUAUUUGUGGCUGGUACAAUAUCACUGACUUUAGUGGUCAGUGCCAAGGUCAACUUAAAGUGGCAAUUACUCCUUUGGAGAAUAUCCAUCACCUGAGAGAAAAGCGAUGGACCCCAGCGCACAAACAGCCAGGAAGUAUCGCUCCUACCAUGGAAUCAUUGUUAUAUGAGACCAAUGCCAAGUAUAACUCAUUCCCUAGUCACAUCUCCAAAUAUUCAGAACAAUUCAUCAGUUCAUCUAGAAAUCCUGAUGCUUCUCCAGCCUGUGACAGGUUAACCAACACCAAAGUCCACAGCUCACGUCAUGGGGAACACAUGGAAAAUGUUCGCAAGUUUCACCAGACCUUGCAGCAGGUGGAGUACAGCAUGCAAAGUGCUGGGAACAUAGAAUCAUUGCCGCAAACUUCACGGACUACACUUUUCAGUGCUCUAAGGAAGAAUCUCAGUGAACUGGAUGAUAUACAAAGAUAUUUCAAUCAAAAGCUGGACACAACUCCAUUUUCUCACGUAACUAAUCCCACGCCACGAGAAAGGGCAAAUGUUGCUAACAUAAAUCUUCACCAUGGAUCGUCAAAUGUCCAUGAUAAUGGACAGCAUCCUUUGGAAAAUUCAAAUAAACAGGUCCAUGAAAAUCAUGGCACUAGCGGUGGUCUGCAGAAACACAAUGUUGAUGUUACUUAUCCAGUCCAGUUUCCUCGAGACAUUGAAGACGGUGUGGAGGAAAUAGCUGAAAAUGAAAGACCUGCAGAUCUCCUUAAUCCACAAUCACCAGAAAGAGAGAAUAUAAAGCAGUGCCUUCCUCAAUUCUGUACACCAGGAAAUGCGGAGUUUGGACUGCCUGAACAUAAUGAAUUACUUGAUAAAGACGUAAUAGAUUACCAGAAUAGUAGGUGCAUUGUAGAAGGUGCACACCAACAAAAUCAUUAUGAAAGUGAUUGGUGCAGUGAUGAAGAAUAUGAAGAAGUUGUGAUUCAGCCGAAAACCUUAAAUGACGUGACUGGUAUGACUGAUAGAACCAGCCCUUGGUCAAGUAUUUUGUCAGAUUUUGAUGAAGAUAACAAGCAUAAAUUUGAAACAAAAAGAAACACACCAGAGUCAAUAGGAAAUGGAAAUGUGGCUAAUGAGGAAGAAGCAGUUUCCAAAAGGGUACAUGACGAGGUGUUGGCUGAGAUGCAAAAUAAAAAUGCCAAGUUACCAAGUGAUAUUGCAUCUAGCGAGUCUUCACAUACAGAAAAGUCUUCAAUAGCUGAAGAAAUAGAGCUUGAUAUGUUAAACUGUAAUUUAAUCGAAAGUGACUGUGGCUCAGAUAUGAAGUUACAGGAAAGACAGUUCUCAGAUGAUCUGAACAUGUUUUUCUCAAACCACGAUGAAGCGGAAGACCAGGCACGAGAAAAUGAAGACUUUACAGAGUAUGACGUUUUCUCCAGCAAAACAUUUUCCCCUACAGAAAAGGAAGAAACAGGCCUUAGAAUAACAAAUAUUCAUGAAGACUGCUACCAAACGGAAGAGCUCAGUGAUGAAGUGAACCUGGAGUCCUGUGAAGAAUGCGACAAUGAAGAUAUUCCAAAGAUGCACAAGAAAACAUCUGAAACAGAAACUGAAGAUAAACUUCGUUAUAAAUUACCCGAUCCAGUUAUAAUUCCAAACUUCUUUCUCCCUCCAAGUCAUUUGGAAGCCUCAAUGAGAAAACUAAAUGUUCGACAUUCAUUUCAUACACCGGCAGCAGAUCCUAGGGAAAUUCCAACUCUGACUAGAGCUGCACGGCAGAGCAAUCGACAAAAGCCCAGGUUAAUCUCAAAAGAGUUAUCGAAAGAAGAAACCGAAAGAAUCGCCAAGAUUUUUGCAGGACACUUUACAGAAAAACGUUGAUGUGAUUUUUCACUUAAGAUUAUUUUAAAAGCCUAAAAGUGGGUUGGAGAUUAGUAUGCUGACAACAAUUUAAACGCACUCGCGGUUGAACUUCUAUCCAGAUACAACAUGGACGCUUCCCCAAUAAAGUUAUCCAGUUAUCCCUGUUCACAUUAACAAGGACAGAUUCAACCCAGCCAAUUAUUUUUUAAUCAUUGAUGGAAGGAAUCAUUUUAAAAGCCUACAUCAUUUAUACCAGAGAUUUGGUGAGUGUCCAAGUAUAUUCAUGUGACUCUUGAGCUGUUUAUGGCUGGACCUGAACAAUGAGUACAGUAAAACAGAUUACCCCAUUCUGCAGAUCAUCUUUUGCUCCGGGGGAGUGGGAGCAUUGUUAAUUUGUGCGUAUAGUUAUCAGAUACUGUUCCUUGUUUAUUCAGCACGUUUGGUCCUUUUAGUCCUGUCUACCUCAUGCACAAAUACUUUAGCUGAGGUGAAGGUUUUGAGUUUGGCAUUACCCAUUGACAUUCACACUCCUUGCCCACAGCACUGUAAGUCAUGUGCACAGCACUACCAAGGAGGAUGCUUUAGGGCAGUGAAAAGCAUUUGGUGUACAUCUAUCUGCAAGAUGGUAUCUUCUUCACAGUCUACUAUAUAAAGGAUUGAAGUGAUGCCGUGGCAAUGAUUCAGUACAAUGUUUUCAUUAGCUAUUUGUAAGAAAAUUAUUUUUCUUUACUGAUAGUCUGGUUUGCCUGAUCAGGAUAAGUGGUACAAAUUUACUGAGGCAGUCUAUUCACCCUUAACAACCAAUGGUUAUUGGAUACUCUUAAGUUGCAGUAACAUUGGUUUUGGAGGCUUGAGCUGGGAAUAAUCUCAUUUGAUUACAACAUUUACAGCACUUAUCAUGUGUACGUGGACACUCAGCAUUGGGGGAUAUUACUACAAUAGCUUACAUGAUAUUCUAAUAAUUUGAUGCAAAGCAAAGAAAAAAUAAACUGUUUAGAAUAUGACCCUCCAUUUUGUGGUAAAAUGAUCAGACCUGUAGGGGAUAAAUGUUUUAUUCCAAUUCCCAGUGUUGGUUUUGAUUGAGGUUUGAUUUACAGCAAAAUUCAGACGAUCUGAGCCAAUGGAUUAGAUCUUCAAUGGGUCCCAUUUUCUUCAAACUUCCUUCUUAGCUGCAGUGUUUUUGGAAUUCCACAAUUUUUGGUCAUGUUUGGAAUUCCACUAUUUUUAUAGCUCCAACAAAAUACAGAAAUUGGACCAGUGGUAAACUGUUAAAAGUGCUUUGUUUUCCGAAAUAAAGUUCAGUAAUAAUGUGAGAAUCUUAAAAAAGACAGAAAGUGGAAAAUAAAAUAGAGCAGGACACCUGUGCAAAUGCUUUUAUACAAGUGAAUAAAGAGUUGCAUUGGUCGUAAUGCUGGUGAAUGUAUUUUUGUAUUUGUGUGAAAUAAGUUAAAUCUUGUAUAAUAGGUUACUAAACCUUUAUAUUUGUGUGUCAGAAUUAUGUUUUUUUUCAAAACUAUGUCAGAGUGCAGUAAUAAAUUAUUUUUGAAUGCA